UGUGAGUCAAGUUGACGGACCUUUGAAGGCGAUUAUUCGCCUUUUGUAAGGAUUUGUCCCUCGAGGCUCUCCGUAGUGGCGGCAGCUGCUCGUUCUUCAAGCGUCUUCAUCAACUUUGUCCCAACAGACAAGAAAAAAGUGUUGUGGUGAAGGGUCAGAGGUGAAAGGUUGUGGUCGUCGCGUGCGCAGGCAGGCGGGAGCGGCGGCCAUGGACGACGCGCUCAGCAGGCUGGCGUCCACAGGGGACGUGGUGAAGAUCUGGGACGCGGAUUCCAUGACGCUGCUGGAGCAGUUCAACCCGCACGUUGGCCACCAGGUGGCGCGGGCCUGCUGGACCUCCAACAACCAGCACGUGGUGAGCGCCGGCAGCGGCGGGGACAAGCUCGCCGUCACCGGUCUCAAGUCUCCUCGCGCGGCUCUCCUGGAGCUGGCCCACGGGAAAAGACAAACGCGCGUCAGUCUCAGCUCGUCUUCGCAGCUGGUGGCCAGCGGAGGUCUGGACCGCUGCGUCCACAUCUGGGACCUGAAGACCGCCAGGCUGCUGCGCUCGCUGAAGGAUCACACGGACGAGGUGACGUGCGUGGCGUUCAACUCCAACGACAGCCUGGUGGCGUCGGGCUCGGCCAGCGGGCAUCUCGUCCUCUACAGCCUCACCACCAACACGGUCUGCAAACCCUUCGGACCCGGCGGCCAGCAGCCGGUGCGCGACCUGGCCGCGUCGCGGCUGAAGCGCUCGCUGCUGGCCAGCGUUUCGGACGACGGCUCGCUGUCCUUGUGGGACGCCAACGCGCAGAAGGAGCUGCACGCCUUCAGCGGCGCCCACAAAGCGCCCGGCUCGGGCGUGGCCUUCUCGCCCGCCAACGAGCUGCUGCUGGUCAGCGUCGGCUUGGACAAGAAGAUCGUCUGCUACGACGCCGCCAGCAAGAUCAUUCUGCUCACGAUCCGCACGGAGAGCCCGUUGACGUCGGUGGACUUCAUUCCGGACGGCUCGGGUCUGCUGGCGGGCUCCGCCCAGGGUCAGAUCUUCCGCUACGACUUGAGGAACAACAGCGCCCCCACCGGGGUGACGCCGGCGCACGACACGGCCGUCACCUGCCUGCGCUUCCACUGCGCCGCCCCGAGACACAAGUCGGGCAAAACGUCUUCGUCCAGGGUUUCCGGCCCCAAGAGCUCCGCCUGCAAGCCGUCCGGCGGGCAUCUUGGCCCCGCCCCCGCCCCCGCCCCCGCCUCUCGCUCCUCCCCUCACAUAAACGCAGGUGGCGCCGGAGCUCAGCUGGCCGACAGAGACGCGGCCGGUCAGAAAGGGGCGGAGCCUCUGCCCGCCACGGAGAAGUUCAGCAGCGUCGGACGAAAUAGCCUCGACAUGUUUUCGCCACUGCGACAAGAUGCAGCCAGUCCGCUGGCGAGCGCCGACGAGACGUUCGCCGCACCUCAAGCGACCCCGCCGAGCGAGGAGGCGGGGCUUCCUCAGCCGCCGGGCCGCGGUAGUCUGGACAUGUUCUCGCCCCUCAGGGAAGGUCGGGCGGCCGGCGGGGACGGCACCGCCCGCGGGACGGCGUCGGCGGGGCCGCCCUUCCGCCCGCGCUCGGCCUACCGGACGCCCUCCAUCAGGGAGGAGGAGCCGGACGAAGCGGGUGACCCCGCGGAGGCAUCGACGGGCGUCUCGCCCAGCCCGGAGGGGGAGGGUCCGACUCCGCCCACCUCAACUCAGCCGGCCGAUCGUCACCCGGCCUCGCCCUUCGCUCCCGAGCCGAGCGCGAGGAGAGCCGACGGCGUUCGAGCUCAGCUCGACUACGACUCGCCCGCCGCCGCCGCCGCCGCGGCGGGCCCGACGCCCCGUGGGGCAGACGGGCGCGGGCGGGACUCUUCUCCGGUGGCGGCCGCGGGCGGCGCGAGCGCUCCGUUCAGCGGCGUCCAGUUGGACGUCAUCACCGACAUCAUCCGCCGACAGCUGGACGAGCUCAGAGACGCGUGCCACAAGGACACCAUCAACCUGCAGGUGGAGAUGGUUCGGCAGUUCUGCAUCCAGCUGGUGAGGAUUGACGAUGAUGACGAUGACGAUGAUGACGAUGACGAUGAAGUCACACGUGUGCGUCUCGCAGAACGAGUUCCACGCGCUGAUGUCGGCGCAGUUCUCGGCCCACGAGGCCCUGCUGCGGGAGAACGAGCGGCUCAAGGAGGAAAACCUUCGCCUCAAGACCAACUACUGAAAACGCUCCUUUCCCUGUAUUCCAAUAAAAUGUGUCAUGUGAUCAGCACGUCAAAUUGGAACUUUACUGAAAAGACCACGGUUGAUGCGGGACGCCAGAAGUUUGCGCUUGACGGACCAUCCGAGAUGAAUUAAAGGGAGGAAAAAACUCAAAAUGUGAAAUGAGACCAAUCAGAAUCUGAAUCAUGUUUACUCGCCAAGUAAGUCCAAGGAAUUUGUCUGCGGUCGUUGGAGCCGCUCGAGUGCGACCACAGACGGUCCAUUGACAGAUGACAGAGAACGCUUUGGAGACACAAAGACAUUGACAACCAAAAAAAAAAAACAUGGUAUGAAUUUCGAGUUCAUUUAAAGAAUGGAAAAAAAAAAAGGAUCAUUUGAGGUCAAAGAUGUGUAUACAGUCAACCCCCGCUAUUUUGCAGUUUUUCAUUGUUCCGCAAUACUUUGAUUUCUUUUAUUUUUUGAAACCAGUGAAGGCAUUUGACCGUACGGGUCGUCUCUCCGGGAAGCAAACACUAUAUUUUGGACCGCAUGUGUUAUUUUUAGAUUAUUUGUUUGUUUUUUAGCCAUUGCUCUUGCACUCACUCUCUCAAUAUUUUCUGUUUAAAUGUGUGGGUAUUGUUUUUAGUGUGUUUGAAGAACUUAACC
Phyllopteryx taeniolatus (common seadragon) is the source of this 2854-nucleotide messenger RNA. It is a transcript of the gene nedd1, whose product is annotated as NEDD1 gamma-tubulin ring complex targeting factor. The coding region runs from base 209 to 2344 and encodes 711 amino acids. NCBI's taxonomy places the organism in Eukaryota, Metazoa, Chordata, Actinopteri, Syngnathiformes, Syngnathidae. The record is from RefSeq and is a predicted model, not a curated record. Gene Ontology annotation, biological process: microtubule nucleation; mitotic cell cycle. Gene Ontology annotation, molecular function: gamma-tubulin binding. Gene Ontology annotation, cellular component: pericentriolar material; centriole; ciliary basal body. The transcript has 13 exons.